Molecule: messenger RNA, 876 nt
Organism: Centruroides sculpturatus (bark scorpion)
Lineage: Eukaryota; Metazoa; Arthropoda; Arachnida; Scorpiones; Buthidae
Exons: 2
Molecular function (GO): nucleic acid binding
Source: RefSeq, a predicted model, not a curated record
CCAGUGCAAGACGUUAUGUUGAUUGACAAUUCGAUUCAACACAGUUCUGAUAAAAAUACAAACAGCAGUUCGGAGUCACAGAAUAUGGAGCUACCAUCUGUUGUGGAUUUUGUUACGCUUGUUAAUGAUAUCGAAAUUUUGCAAAAGAAGGUAGAGUUAUCUGCUAUCCAUCUUCCUAUCAAAUGGACUACUGAAAAAUACAACAACAAGCUGAUUAACAUCAUCACUGACAGUGCAUCUGCAAUUGCUUUUCUGAACAAAAAGAGUCUACAUCCCAUUGCAGAUAGCAUAAUCUACAGCUCUAAUAACAAGUAUCACAUCAGUUGGAUGUGCUCCCAUCAAGGUAUUGUUGGGAAUGAGCAUGCCGACUCCCUGGCAAAGGCUGCUUGCAGCAACUGCACUCUCCCCAUUGCAUAUGACAAAAUCAGUAUCCACACGCUAAAAAGUAUCUUAUGGGAAGACCUUAUACAAGACUGGCAAAGUGAGUGGGACCAACACAGGGAAUCAAUCACCUUCUUCCCCAGCAUCAGUGAGGCCUUGAAGUUCACCUGGUUCACUCCAAAUCAUCAUGUGAUCCAGUUCCUUAUGAAUCAUGGCUGCUUCUCAAGCUACCUUCAAAGGUUUAUUGGCACCCCCACUAAUCUGUGCACCUUCUGCAACACUGAAGAUAACGCUAAACAAUAUUUGUUUGAAUGUCUUAUGCUGGAUGCAGAAUGCCUUGAAAUUAGAACUAUUGUGCAGGCUAACAAUAUCCAAUGUCCCUGCACCUGUGACAACCUAAUAAAUAAUAAAACUGUUUAUUACUAUUUCAAGCAACUCAUAAACGAAUACCACAUCUUGAGAAGCUCUACUGUGAAUCCAACUGCUAAUCAGUAA